AUGUCUGCUCACGCUGCCAUCAAGGCUGGCAACCUGGCCGUCAUCAGCGGAGGAGCCAGCGGCAUCGGCCUUGCGGCUGCCAAGUACUACCUCUCGCAGGGUAUGAAGGUAGCGAUCGGCGACCGCAGCGAGGCGAGCGUGCAGUCGGCAAGCCAGGAGCUGGCGCAAAAGGGCGAGUCAUACGUCGGGUUGCUGGAUGUGUCGGACCAGACGAGCGUUUCGCUCUUCCGCCGAAGCGUCUUCGAAAAGUUUGGUGGCGCCAACUUGACGGUGCUGAUGGCCAAUGCAGGCGUCGGUGGUCCUACCAAGGCUUCAACGUCGGAGGGAUGGGAUCGAAUCCUCAGCACCAACUUCCACGGCGUCGUCAAUGUCUGCCAGGCAUUCCUUCCUGAUCUGAAGAAGCACGGACAGGAAGCGCUCAUCAUCAACACUGGAUCCAAGCAGGGCAUCACGACGCCGCCGGGCACGGGUCCGGCGUACAACAUCUCGAAGGCGGCGGUCAAGGUGUUCACCGAGUCGCUUGCUCACGAGUUGCGCGAAGACAAGGCGAGCAAGGUCGAUGUCAAGCUGCUCAUUCCUGGCUGGGUACACACGGGACUGACGGGCGCCAAAGACGGAAAGCCCAAGCCAGAUGGCGCCUGGACGCCCGAGCAGACGGUCGAGUUCAUGGGGCAGCGCAUCCAGGCCGGCUCGUUCUACAUCCUCUGUCCCGACAACGAGACGCCGCGCGAGACGGACCUGGCGCGUAUGGAGUGGAACGUCAACGAUGUGAUCCAGGACCGCCCGGCUCUGUCGCGCUGGCACGCCGACUACACGGAGCAGUUCAGCGACUUUGUCAAGAGCAAGACGUCGUAA
Moesziomyces antarcticus is the source of this 855-nucleotide messenger RNA. RefSeq names its product short-chain dehydrogenase. The record is from RefSeq and is a predicted model, not a curated record. Bases 1 to 855 code for a protein of 284 amino acids. Gene Ontology annotation, cellular component: intracellular anatomical structure. The transcript is spliced from 2 exons. Lineage: Eukaryota; Fungi; Basidiomycota; Ustilaginomycetes; Ustilaginales; Ustilaginaceae. Gene Ontology annotation, molecular function: oxidoreductase activity, acting on NAD(P)H, oxygen as acceptor.